Psilocybe cubensis is the source of this 2235-nucleotide messenger RNA. RefSeq lists its product as uncharacterized. The transcript is spliced from 3 exons. The record is from RefSeq and is a predicted model, not a curated record. Lineage: Eukaryota; Fungi; Basidiomycota; Agaricomycetes; Agaricales; Agrocybaceae. Bases 1 to 2235 code for a protein of 744 amino acids.
AUGAAGGUGCAUGGCAGUCCCCCCCGCAAGUCGAGGUACUUCAAGACGAUCAUUGCCUUAUUACAAUCUGCUAAUGUUAAGCAGAACCAACCAAACACAGGGUCCUAUUCAGAUUUGCCUGGCAACAAGUUAUGGGAUGUUCAAGAUCCGUUCAAAUACUCCCCGCCUAAACCUGAAGGAGAUCUAUGGACACUGCUGUUGGACCCAUUGAUCAAGAAGGACAAGGCUCAAUGCGAGGCCUGGAAGGACGAAGCUGGAUUGUUCUCUGCGGUUGUUACCGCUUUCAUUGUUGAAUCGUACAAGAACCUGCAGGCAGAUCCUAGUGAUACCAUUGUCGCCCUUCUUUCUCAGAUAGCAUUGCAAACGAGUAGGGCACCCAAUGCAACUGCAGUCAAAUUGGAGCCUGCAGACUCUUUUGUACCCACCCAGUCCUCUAUUCGGGUCAAUGUCUUCUGGUUUCUCAGUCUCGUCCUCAGCUUAGCUACAGUCGUCGUUGGUAUUGUCUCUUUACAAUGGCUAAGGGAGCAUCAAUCAUAUGAGUCCGACCUCUCGCCACAGGAAAAAUAUGCGUUAUUCAACAUGCGAGCCGAUGGAUUGAAAGCCUGGCAUGUUGACAAAAUCUUCACCUCCUUGCCUCUAUUGCUACAGUCUGCCCUGGUCCUAUUUCUAGGAGGAAUUGUUGACUUUCUCCAUGCUAUUGGAUAUUGGGCUGUGACCGUUCCCGUUAUGGUUGCGAUUUCCUUCGUCCUGAUGUUUCUCAUUGCCACUACACUUCUCCCUUGCCUUCAAGUGAUAUAUCUUUCCACCUGUAUCCCCUUCAUUACCAGACAAACCUCGAAACGUAUUGAUCCCCCAAGUCAAUGUCCAUAUAAAUCACCUCAAUCCCAAGCCAUACGACGAAUUUUCACAUUUCUACAUCGCACAAAUACGCUCUAUCAUCUGCGGAAAUUUUUUCUCAUUGCUAAACGGCUAUUAAAGCAUAUUUUGGCGGGAUAUCCUGGCCGUUUUAAACUUGGUUACGGUUACAAUAAUACCGUUACGGAGUGUCUUCGCAUGGCUUUCCAAACGCAAUGGUGGACGCACUUUGAUGUAGCCUGGCUGAGCAUACGUGAUGCGUACAUGCGACGCUCAUUUGAGCGAGAGUUGUAUUUCCUUCGUCCUGAAGACCAGGAGGUGUUACCUAUUCAUGACGCCGUAGCAGGAUUGCUUUUGCAGCGUGACCAAAAAUCAACAGCUCACCUUGCAUAUCACUGUUUUGACAAGAUAUCGCUGAUGAGUGUUCCACGUUUUUGUUAUUAUCAAGAAACAUAUCUACACAGCCUUUUAACAAAUGCUUUGGGCCUCGCUGGUGAUACAAGUUUAUCGGACUUCCUAUGUCUGCCUGAUACCUCCUCCCCCCCUGACCCAAUUUACCUCAGUAUUCUUCGCCAGCAAAACCUCUUACUCUUUAUUGGAGGUCACACGAGCCCUGAAGGUGUACCAUCAUACGCAGCACAUAAAUUCGAGCUUUAUAUCCGUUUGGUAAAAUAUUUUCACGAAGAGAAUAAACAUCACCGCGCUGAGAUUGGGGACCAAAAAAUUUCGUGGUGUUUAACCAUUCGACAAGAUUUCCGUUAUAUUGUUUCUCGCAAUAUGGAUCCUGAAGCCUUUAUUGACAUUGUAUGGCAGCUGGGAAACAUUUCACUCUUAACGUUGCAACAGCUGGAGUCAAAUAUCAGAAUGUACAGCGCACCUGCUGUAUUCAUUCAGCAUUAUGACUUGGCUCAGCUUAUGUACUGGGUAGCCUGGGUCACAAUGUGGGUCAAAUUACCCAAGGAUGAGGUCGAGACUAUGCGGACAAACCGCUGCACACCGACAAAUCACCAACAAAUUUUUGCGUCGAUCAUGUUAUAUCUCGAAGACCAGAUGACCAGCAACAUUCCAGUUUUGACCAUAUCAGCCGGGUCACCUAACAGUGAAAACUGGCGGUCUUCAAGUUCAUGCUUUUUUUUCUACUUGGCUGUGCUAUAUUGCGACGGGCUUAAAUCUCUUAAUCCUUAUUACUACCAAAAGUUACUCACUCUGGUGCUGAAAUACAAGAAGCUCACGAUAGACCGUGGUCUAUCCGAUCCGGAUAUUGAAGCAGCACUGCGCUCUUGCCGCUCAACGGUCACCGAUCCAGCCCUUUUCUCCAAAAAGUGGUGGGACAAUUUUACAAAUCGAGCAUCUAUUGUAGUCGUUGCGGAGAACAAUUGA